AUGGUGGAUCAUUUGAGAAAACUGCAAGCAGCCCAACGGGCAGAGGGUGACAAUCCGUUUAUUUUUACCUUGGAGAAUGCCGAAUCGCUCUUCGAUAUGCUGGAUCCCAACGCAAACGGCUUUAUCUCCUUUCAGCAGUACCAGCAUGGUCUCGAAACCCUGGGUAUUACCAUGUACGACCCGCUUCCUGUCGGAAUUGGUACCAACCAGAUAACCAAAAAAAUCUUUUUGGAGGAAGCGUAA
Molecule: messenger RNA, 243 nt
Organism: Dibothriocephalus latus
Lineage: Eukaryota; Metazoa; Platyhelminthes; Cestoda; Diphyllobothriidea; Diphyllobothriidae
Source: the annotation of a GenBank genome assembly